This is a messenger RNA of Anisakis simplex (herring worm), 207 nucleotides long. The record is from the annotation of a GenBank genome assembly. Lineage: Eukaryota; Metazoa; Nematoda; Chromadorea; Rhabditida; Anisakidae.
AUGUCCGGUUUGAUGGUAUCGGCUGGAGAUUUUGGUUACAUCCCAUCGGUGGUCUUCGUUAGCUAUAUUGGCGGAAAGGGGAACCGAGCACGAUGGAUUGGUGGUGGAUGCAUUUUGAUAGCAGUGGCUAACCUCCUCAUCAGUUCAUCAAAUUUCAUGUUCCCUGUUGAACAAGUUAAACUCAGUUCAUCACAUAUCGGUGAGUAA